AAGACUAUCCGACUCGUUGACAUUUCCCUUUAGCUGCUUCUGGAUACGAAUUGUUUCUCCACUAUCUCAAUUUCUCCAUCUGCUAAGAAAUUAAAAGAUUUUGUAAUUCUAGGGUUUGAUCCUCCCUAAUUUACUGGGAGUUUCGAUUGUUAUAAUGGCGAAGCUAAGGCCUAGACAGUUGGAACUGAGCAAGACUGUUCCUUCCAAGUUAGGUUUUGAUGGAGAAGAAGACGCUUGGGUCUUUGUUAAAAAGCAGAGAAUCAUCAUUGUUUUGCCUUCUCUUCCACUACCUGAACAACAUCUCACUAUGGAGAAACCUGCAAUAACUUCUCAAUUAGAAGCUGAGUUAAGAGAAAGCAUGGAGGAUACGCAAGAAAGUACUUUUCUUCACACUGUGGUACCUGCUCUUCCUCUGCCUGAACAUUUCAUUAUGCACAAGCCUGAAAAUUCUGAGUCUCAAGCUGAGUUAAGAGACGUUCUUGCGGAUACGCACAAAACUACUACUCCUGUUCCCACUGUGGUGGUACCUACUCCUCUUCAAACUGGGAUGUCUCCUCUUCUAUUACCUGAACACUUCGUUUUGCAGAAGCCUGCAACUUCUCAAUCACAAGCGGAUACGCACGAAACUACUCUUCUUCAGACAGUGAUACCUUCUCCCCCUGUACCUGACCAUUACAGUCUGCAGAAGCCUGCAGCUUCUAGAUCACAAUCUGAGUUAAGAAUGAAGAUAAGCAAAGCUACUCUUGUUCACACAGCAAUGCCUUCUCUUCCUGUACCUGAACAUUGCACUUUGCAGGAGCCUACAACUUCUAAAUCACAAGCUGAGUUAAGAACGGAAACACACAAAGCUAUUCUUGUUCACACAGUGAUGCCUUCUCUUCCUGUACCUGAACAUUACAGUCUGCGGAAGCCUGCAACUUCUCAAUCACAAGCUGAGUUAAGAUUGGAUACGCGCAAAGCUACUCUUGUUCACACAGCGAUGCCUUCUCUUCCUGUACCUGAACAUUAUAGUAUACAGAAGCCUUCAACUUCUCAAUCACAAGCUGAGUUAAGAGCGGAUACGCGCAAAGCUACUCUUGUUCACACAGUGGUGCCUUCCCUUCCUGUAACUGAACAUUGCACUUUGCAGAAGCCUGCAACUUCUCAAUCACAAGCUGAGCUGAGAGACCUGGUUGUGGAUACCCACGAAGCUAGUCGUGUUCACACUGUGGAACCUGAGGCUUAUCCUGAUUUCACCUCAGUAGACAAACCGGAGAUAGUUAUGAGUCGCAGUCUCACAACCAGGAAAGCUCCAGCACCAAAGAGAUCACUUCAAGAUUGUAGAAUGAAUCAGGAUAGAAGAGUGGAGGUUCACAGGAGACGUGCGGGUCACAAGCCCAUAAGGUUUCCUAGAGUGAUGUGCAGCUCUGUAGUUAUUGAUAAUGAGAAGCUGAGAGUGUUGAAUCUAGAGAAGAAGGUUGAGAAAGCGGGUGGGUUGCACGAAUGGGUUGGAUCUAUAGGAUUAGGGAGAGAGUUUGAGAGGAUGUUGAGAGGACAGAAGAUGAGUAAGUUUCAGAUGGCGAAUUUGACCAUGGAGAAGCUUAAGCAGAUGGGUGCUUUAGCCGUUGGGCCAAGAAGAAAGCUUAUACAUGCAAUUGGUUGUGUCUAUCACCCACAUUGUCUACGUGCUUCCUUUAACUGACAACUAUCUAUGAAAGUUUAGUUAUUUAAUUGGGUUCAAUAAAACUUAGCUAUGAUUGAUUGAUGUUCAAGUUCAAACUAAUUUUUUUGGUAAUUGAUAGUCUCUUUGGACCAUAGACCAGAGCAAGGUCAAGGUAGUCACCAUAGACCCUGGUCCUGAUCAUUCUAACACCAA
This is a messenger RNA of Arabidopsis lyrata subsp. lyrata, 1855 nucleotides long. RefSeq lists its product as uncharacterized. NCBI's taxonomy places the organism in Eukaryota, Viridiplantae, Streptophyta, Magnoliopsida, Brassicales, Brassicaceae. The coding region runs from base 155 to 1681 and encodes 508 amino acids. Gene Ontology annotation, molecular function: protein binding. The record is from RefSeq and is a predicted model, not a curated record. The transcript is spliced from 2 exons.